CUGCGAGGCUAAGUGUCCCCGCGGCGCACCUAGCAGCGAGAAUCCGGAGGAGGAGGAAACUGCAAGGAUAGGCCCAGGUCGGUUCGAGGGACGGUGGUGGGGCGGGGGUCGGAACGUGAGGAAAGCCCAGUCUGAGACCCCAACCCCCUCCACCCCAUCCCCCACUCCUAUACCGGUCCUCCAUUUUGGUGCCUGCGAAGCUCUGGGAAAGAAUCCUGGGAAAGGAAAAAUGAAAAACAACCAGAAAAAAAAUCUCAUCAUGGCAAAUAUUCACCAGGAAAACGAAGAGAUGGAGCAGCCUAUGCAGAAUGGAGAGGAAGACCGCCCUUUGGGAGGAGGUGAAGGCCACCAGCCUGCAGGAAAUCGACGGGGACAGGCGCGCCGACUUGCCCCUAAUUUUCGAUGGGCCAUACCCAAUAGGCAGAUCAAUGAUGGGAUGGGUGGAGAUGGAGAUGAUAUGGAAAUAUUCAUGGAGGAGAUGAGAGAAAUCAGGAGAAAACUUAGGGAGCUGCAGUUGAGGAAUUGUCUGCGUAUCCUUAUGGGGGAGCUCUCUAAUCACCAUGACCAUCAUGAUGAAUUUUGCCUUAUGCCUUGACUCCUGCCAUUUAUCAUGAGAUUAAUACUGUGAUUCCCGCUGUUUUCUUUUUCCUUGCAUAUUCCUAAUAUGCCUUUACUGAUCCGUUUGCUGUGAACCCUAUGUUAUUUCCAUGUGUCAAGUGGGUCUUGUGUUGCCAGCUUCUAUUUGGAAAUUGCCUUUGCACUCAGUCUAAGUUUCUGUCAGCAGUAGUUUCACCCAUUUGCAUGGAAAAAUUUAAAGCUAAUAAAGCAAUUUAAAAAGCAAUCUA
This is a messenger RNA of Mandrillus leucophaeus (drill), 845 nucleotides long. RefSeq names its product nerve growth factor receptor (TNFRSF16) associated protein 1 (gene BEX3). Gene Ontology annotation, molecular function: signaling receptor binding. Gene Ontology annotation, cellular component: cytosol; cytoplasm. The transcript has 2 exons. The record is from RefSeq and is a predicted model, not a curated record. The coding region runs from base 230 to 595 and encodes 121 amino acids. Gene Ontology annotation, biological process: signal transduction. NCBI's taxonomy places the organism in Eukaryota, Metazoa, Chordata, Mammalia, Primates, Cercopithecidae.